Molecule: messenger RNA, 5078 nt
Organism: Mercenaria mercenaria
Lineage: Eukaryota; Metazoa; Mollusca; Bivalvia; Venerida; Veneridae
Product: ADP-ribosylation factor 1
Exons: 5
Coding region: 219-761 (180 amino acids)
Biological process (GO): intracellular protein transport; vesicle-mediated transport
Cellular component (GO): cytoplasm; plasma membrane
Molecular function (GO): GTP binding; GTPase activity
Source: RefSeq, a predicted model, not a curated record
CUAUCCCUGUUCGGGCUAUUGACGUGGCAUGUGCAACGAAAUUUCGACCACGUCCGCCAUUUUGACAGGUUUGAAAAAUAUCAAAAGCUAUUUGAACCAAUAAGUCUUUGUUAAGAAUUGUUAUUGCAGUUUCAAGGGACCAACUGACGUCUGUUACUCGUGUGAAGUUUUUUACAGUAAGAUAUAUUACCGAGUGAGCAGUGAAAGAAAAAGCCAGUAUGGGGGGAAUUGCUUCGCUUUUUAGGGGUUUGUUUGGAAAAAAGGAGAUGAGAAUAUUGAUGGUGGGUUUGGAUGCUGCUGGUAAAACUACCAUUUUGUACAAGCUGAAACUAGGAGAAAUUGUUACUACUAUUCCAACCAUUGGCUUCAAUGUAGAAACAGUAGAAUACAAGAACAUCAGUUUUACAGUAUGGGAUGUUGGUGGACAGGAUAAAAUCAGACCUCUGUGGAGACAUUAUUUCCAGAAUACACAAGGUUUGAUAUUUGUUGUAGACAGUAACGAUAGGGAACGAGUAGGUGAGGCAAAAGACGAGUUGCAAAGAAUGGUGUCUGAAGACGAACUUCGAGAUGCAAUUUUACUUGUGUUCGCUAACAAACAGGAUUUACCAAAUGCUAUGAAUGCAGCCGAGAUAACAGAUAAACUAGGUCUACACAGUUUACGUGCUAGAAACUGGUACAUUCAGGCAACGUGCGCUACAAGUGGGGAUGGUCUUUACGAAGGUCUUGACUGGCUGUCAAACCAACUGAAAAAUACUAAAUGAUCAUUUCACAUUGACUGUAGAUAUAUGUUUAAUACCUGUGUACAUUUUGGUAAUGACAGCAUAGAUUAUCGUAAGUCAGUGACAUUGUAGGCAGAAGAAAUGGAAUUGGUAAUUUGCACAGUCUUUAUCAUUUAAAAGAUAAAGACUUUUACAAAAAUUAGUGCAAAAAAGAAGUAGAAAUACAGCCAGACAAUUAAAUAUUAUUUCAAACGUAUUAAUUGUAACUAUAUUUUUGGAUUGACCAAAAUCAAAACCUAUCUCAGCACAAGCUGUAUGGCUGUUUUAGCUUGACUUUUCAAAGAAAAAGUAGAGUUUUACGCUCACCCCAGCGUUGGCGUUUGCAUCGCCAUUGUUUGUUUUUGAUAAAGUCAAAUAUCUCUGAUACUAUCAAAGCUAUUGACUUGAAACUUAAUAUAGAUAUUUACUAUCAAAGUCUGCACAAUGAGAAACAAUCCCCAUCACUCUGAUGUAAAUUUUGACAAAGUUAUGCCCCUUUUUGACUUAGAAUUUUCGGUUAAGUUUUUGAUGAAGUCAAAUAUCUCUGUUACUAUCAAAGCUAUUGACUUAAAACUUGAAAUUAUUAUUAACUAUUAAAGUCUACACCAGGAAAUACAAUUCCCAUAACUCUGAUUGAAUUUUGACAGAGUUAUGCUCCUUUUAACUUAGAAUUUUUGGUUAAAGUUUUUUAUUGUCAAAUAUCUCGGUUGCUAUCAAAGCUAUUGACUUGAACCUAAAAUAGUUUUUUACUAUCAAAGUCUACACUAGGAGAAACAAUUCCCCUAACUCUGAUUUAAAUUUUGACAAAGUUUUGCCCCUUUUUAAAUUAGAUUUUUUUAUUAAACUUUUUAUAGAUAUUUUACUAGCAAAGCUGUCAUUCAGAGUCAAGCACGAAGAAAAGUCGAGCGCACUCUUACAGACAGCUCUUGUUUUUUCAGCAUUCAGCAGCUUGAUAAAAUCUACAUUAGUGUUUAAAGAUUUUACUGGGUUCGUUAAAUGGUUUGCUGUUAAUAGUGAUUUAUGAAUAUAAACUUCUUUCACACUUAACUAAUUCAUAUACGUCGUCCAUAGUUUCAAAUGUUUUGUAAAAAUUGAGCAAGAAUUUUCAAUGUCGGUGGAGCUGUAAGCCAAUUAGAUAUACUGUAAAAGCAGAAAUUUUUGCGAGGAUUUGAAUUUGCUAUAUUCGUUAGGCCCUCCCUACAUCUUGUGAAAAUUUAUCAUUGCACACAUUUUUAGUAUUAUUCAAAUUCAAGUAGGAUAUCAUUUUUACAAUUUUGUGAAUAUUACAUCUGGUGAACAUACUCAAAAUUUCAAAUUCAUAAAGUUUAUCCAGCGAAAAUAUGUGCUUUUACAGUAGUUGUGUAGUUCAGAAGGUUCUUUUUCAUUGAAUGCGAGGUUAUUCUUGAUUGUUCUUGAAUUUUAUAUAUAAAAUGUAUAUUGUACUUUCCUUGUUAAACAAUUAUUGUGGGAAUACUUAAAAGCCUGUUCGAAUUUUUGUAUGUUUACAUUACUUUCGUUAAAGUAUUUAAUGAAGUCUUAACUCGGUUACCGAUACUCAUAUGAAAGUACAUACAAUGAGAAAUAUUUUUGGGUUUUAAGCAAAAUGCAAAAUGUACGCUUUCUAGUUUAUUAAUAACCUGUCAAAUAAUACAGUUCUGUAUCAAGUCUGUACUAAGUGUUAUCAUUUUGCCAUCUUGCCAUUCUAAGUAAAUUUAUGUUUAUUAGUAGUCAGCUUUUUCUACCUUACAUUAAGGUGAUCAAACAAUGAUCAGACAGGUUGGCUUUUUCUCUUUUCAUAAACUUUCACUUCGUGAAUUGUUUUAAGGGGUUGAAAUUAAAUCUUCUAAUAGGUAAUGCCGUCUGUGUGUUUUACUAAAGUUACAAAUAAUUGGUCCUUCUUCCUCAGAAAGAUUACUAGUACAUCCUUUAGACAUAAAUUCAUUCAGAAUGGCUGACUAAUCUAAUUGAUGCAUUCCAGAUUUAAUGUUAUAAUUAAAGAUGAAACUCGAUAUCUCGAACUCGCUUAUCUAAAAGAUGUCUUAAUUUAAAGUCGAAUUUCGGUUAUCUCGAAGUAAAAUGUUCGAUCCCGUGGAAGUCGAGAUACCGAGUCUCAACUGCACUGCUUGCUGACAUAUAGUUAUGUCCAUUUGAAUGUUCUAUAUCCUCAGUGUGAAACUAAGCAGUUGCCAUUUAAUCAUGAACAAAUUAUGGUUAAAACUUUUGUAAUUUAUUUGCUUGUGUUUUAGGUAUUAUGUAAAGAAAAAUAGUUUUCUGGGUUUCUUUUCUGUGGUAUCAAAUACAGAUUGGAUCAAGAGAACCUAUAUAAUGACAUUAUCCACUCAGGCACAAUGCUGUUGAUGCAUUAAAAUUACAUUUCAUCAUUAGGCAAUGUGUCAACAUCUUAUCGUUUUAGCUUUGUACGAGACGAAAAAGUUCUGCACACUUUAUUUAUAAUCAAAUAACAUUUCGAUAACCUUGGCAACUUCAUAAUGCAUUCAUUGGAUAAAACUAUAAUUAGGACGCAACCGUAUGAAGUAAAAAAUAAUCAGAAUUUAUUCAAAAGUUUGAAAAGUCUUUGCCAUCACAUGCACUAUGGUUUGGGUUUCAAAAGAUGUAUGACGUUCAGUUGUGUGGAUACGGGAGGCAUAUGCAAAAAUCAGUCUCAAACAGAAAUUGCUGGCCAUUUGCAUACUCGGUAAUGUUGUGCUGAAAGUUAACAUUACAUGCAUUUUAUGCUAGAUGCAAACAACUAAUUCAUUUUACUGUCAGAUCAUGCAAGAACUGAGUACUAGUAUUUGAACUUGUUGCAUGUCAGAUGACAAUGCUUAAGUCUUAGCAGACUGGCUGUUCUUAAGUCGUGCACAGUUGUUACUGUAGUUUGAAAAACGAAGAAAUAAUGAUUCGAUGUUUAAUUAGCUAUUGUAAUUGCUACAAAAGCUAUUAAUGGACCGUGUAAAGAUUCUUUUGAUAACCUAAGUUAUCUUCCUGUUUGGAAAUUUAAAUCGUUUACAUGAAGAAUCGAAAGAAUAUCCUAUAAACGUAAUAAAGUCUUAUAAGAAGAUUCUUUCGAAGCAUAGAAUGCUAACAAGCAAUAUUAUAGCAAGACUCGGUUUGAUUAAUUCUGUUCUGCAACACUUCUCAUACUCUGAAACAUCAGUUGAAAUGGAACACAAUCGAUACAAAAUAACAGGUAUUAGGGAAUGGACUCCAUAACUCCAAAGGACCAAAAAAUAAACAACAUCCAAGUCCAGGUACGGGGAUGCUUUAAAGGCCAUCACACGGUCAUCUAAAGACUGCUGUAUGGAAAUAUUUUUAUACACUCUGCGAGAUCCUUUUGAAGCAUAGCAACAAAGCAGACCAAGCAGAUUCUGUUACAUGUGCUUAUGAUGGUUAUACAAUGGUUUAAACUACCUAUUUCUUUUGAAAACGUGCAAGACCGAUGCACACUUUGGGAUGGAUCUGCAUCAUUUUGCAGUUUCUUCUCAUUGCUCCCUAUUUGUCUUUAUAUCCAGAUUACUAAAAACCUCUGUAGAGCAACACCCUUUGGGAGAUACAAAAUUGACUGUUAUGUAGUUGUUGUUCUGGAGAGGUAAAUUCGAUAGUAUUUUCAGCUUAGGGCAAUUUUGAUGAUGAUGUUACAGAGGGUUUUGCAUAGCAUAGGCCGCUUUUGAGAGGUCGUAUUGUACUGUCCAUUUAAUUUAUUUAUAUGAUAACCCUAAUUUUAUUGAUCUAUCUGCGCAUUUCUUAUAUACAAUAUAUUAAAAUGUGCAGAACAUUUUUGUCGACUUUAUUUUAAAUAACAAAAAAUACAAAGAUCUGAAGUAAUACUUUGUUUGAUACUUCAAACUUUUUGCAUUUUAGGCUUUCCUGGAAGUACUUUCAAUAUAUUCACCCCUGAAAUGUUUGCAAAUAAAGAGUUUAUACAGUUUGAAUAAAAGAAUCUGUCGACUUCGUCGUAGAAUAUUCGUUACUUGAAUUACGCAAGCAUUUUUUAAUUCAAAGGUAUUGGUGCUUCUGUAGCCUAGUGGUUAAGGUCUCUGACAUCAAAUCUCUUACCCAUCACCACAUCGGGUUCAAAACCUCGAGUAAGGUAAAUUUAUGCGGGGAAACCAUUCAUCUGGCUUAGUGAUGAAGGAUGGUUCCACACACUGGUGUCCACUGCUGCCUGAAAUAAUGCCUGGAGGUUCUUCCUCUUUUCAAAAGCCUUUUCCGUAUAGAGGAAGAAGUGCGUGUUGGCUCCAAAGUUCUGUUCUAUAUUAUUUUUUCUGUUUAACAUUUAUAUAAAAGCUCUUGUAAAACAAUAAAUUUUAAUGAAUGUAA